Molecule: messenger RNA, 3540 nt
Organism: Megachile rotundata (alfalfa leafcutting bee)
Lineage: Eukaryota; Metazoa; Arthropoda; Insecta; Hymenoptera; Megachilidae
Molecular function (GO): protein binding
Source: RefSeq, a predicted model, not a curated record
AUGUCAGCGUAUUACUCUAAUGAAGAAACGUCAGAUGCUCAUUUUAUGCGCGGUCGUGCUAAUGGAAGUGCUUUAGCUGCACUUCUUUACAUGGAAAAGUUUCCUAAUCGAAGAGAAGGCGAGAGGGGAUACUUGGAGGGGCUCGCUUCAAGGUAUGCAGACCUCUUCAGAACGCAUUACGGAGACGUCCUGGAGCCGCUCGAGGAGCUACGUCGCCGUGAAACAAAUGCUUCCCCCAGAAUGCCCAACACUCAACUCACCACCAGUCAUUCACAGCCCAUUUACGUGCCCGGAAAAUACUCGCCCUCGAGUUGUCUCAGCGACAAGGAAGAGGACGAAAUCUAUGGUUUUGGAUACGGAGUCUUCAGCAGACAGAUGCUGCAACAACGACAGCAAAAACUCGCUCUCGCCGCACAGAACACUACAACUGCCCUUACCCCGGGCACACACCAACAACCAUAUCAAAGCUGUCUGAGUCCAAGAUCAGCGUAUUUCUACGAAUUCCCGCCCAAUGAGCAAGGACAGAACACAAACAAGAAAAAGACAACAUUUUCGAGACUACUUCGAGGACUAAAGACGCACAGGAAAGAGAAACAAGCACAAACUCAAGGUUCCCCGAGGCAUGGUCGUGCAAGGAUGGGUGUACCUCAAAGAGUGGAUACACCGGACAGUGUACUACAAAGUGGAUUGGGACUAGGACCAGACAUGGGACACACGAUUCUACGUUCCAUGGUGGAUCCACGGGAUUACGACCGAUUACGGUACCUUCAGAUGAACGGUGGACAACCAAACAGUUUCGAGGAAACUAUACACAGGCUGAAAGUUCAAGAGGCACUGAGGAAGAAGGAGCGAUUUCAUAAAGAACACGAGGAGAUACUAAGGGACAUCCGGCAAGGUUUAAUGCAACUCGGACGGGACGGGCGAGGUCACCUCCCUGGAGAUGACACGUACAUGUACGACGAAGACGCACGUUGCGGAGGAGGCAUAGGUCCAGGUCCUGGAGGUCAACAUUGGUAUGACGAGCCUCCGUAUGAAUCAGACCCUGAAGAUUUCCUUAUGGGAGCGAGUGGUGGCCCAGUGCCAACUGCGACUAUUCAAAAUGGAAGAGUAUGUUUCACGUUAAAUCUGCGGCCAGAAAACAGAGGGGAAGGUAUUAUUUCGCUGCGAACAGCCGGGGACAUCAGCCUUCCGCGUGAUCGAUCCAGAAAAGGAGCUACCUCGACGAUGCGAGGACUUAUUGUACCUCAAGGUCACAAUAAUCCACCGACUAUCAUACCGCUUACACAUUCUAGAGCCUCUCGAGAAAGCGGGGAUUACGCGAGCAGUGAUGUCCAGAGCCGGAGUAGCGGCGAGGAAGGACUAUCACCAAGCCAGAGCAGCGACUACGAGGAUCAAGAAGAGCUCGAGAAGCAACACUCGGCCGCCGUACACACAUCGGAAGCUAGCGCUCUACUCGAGGGCGAAAAUAGGGCAGGAAUUGCAGGCAGGGCAAGAAACUUAAGGCAUGAUGUGCAACGGAAGAUUUCGAGGCUGCGCCAGGACCGCACAUCCUCAGAUGCGUUUCCAUGUAGCGCCAGCAGCGUCGAGAGCCUUCCUAGCGGCAGUGGCUCCAGCACGCAAGCACUUGUGCGUGCAGGAAGCAAUCACAGUUCGAUAUCUUGCGAAGAUAGGGAUGCUGUCAGUCCGAGCGCCAUAGGACCCGUGUUGUGCAGGGCUAGAGCCCUGGUCGACUAUACGCCCAGCCCUUACGACAAGGAGGCGUUGAAAUUCAAGAAGGGAGACAUCAUCGACGUGGUGCAAAUGAACAAAAGCGGUCUGUGGAAGGGUGUCUUGCACAACAGGAUAGGCCACUUCAAGUUCAUAAACGUCGAGAUACUGAACGACAGAGUUCCAAGGCGUGGUGAACCCGAAGGGCGGGGAAAGUGGGGCCAGAGAUACAGGCAGAAGCCUGGUUCCGUUCAAGAGCUCUUGCAGAGAAUGAAUCUUCAGGAACACAUUCCUGUUUUCGUAUUGAACGGAUACGAGGAUCUGGAACUCUUCAGGGAAAUAGAGCCCUCGGAUCUUGAUUAUCUGUGUAUACAUCAGCCGGAACAUCGUGCUAAGAUACUUACUGCUGUGCAGCUGCUACAUGAUCUGCAAUCCGGAAGCGAAGGGGACUUAGCCUCAAGCUCAGAGGGGGACGAGGUAAAUCGCCUGGUGCUAACAUCAGGCCAGACGUCCGGCCAUUGUUCACCGUUUAAUCGUCGCCAGUUCCCUCGGGAUUCUGGAUGCUACGAUGCUCACAAGAACCUGACUGGCCGGCGUACCGUGAGCCCGGAAUCCUCGACGACCACCAAAGUGUCCAGGGAGAACAAUCUCGACGUGGCAGUGCCCACGAAGAGCGUCACCGGUCCGAACCCCGACGGCACCCAGGGAUCCGACAGCAAGGACGACUUCCACCCUAACAUCCCCAUCAGUUACAACGUCACCGGUCAGAAGGAAGGUCAGUUCGAUAAAUCGCCGUUGCUGCGCGGCGGCAAUGUCCGAUUCAUCGCGAAGCGAGGCAACUUCGGGGAGACGGUGGUGAUCGAGGACACCUGUGAAAGUGGACAGAAGGUCGGCGGUAUGGUGAAAUACGUGGUCGGAAGCAACGACCUUGGCCUCGAAAGUGGCGGCAACGUGACCGGUCUGGGUCAAAGAAGUUGUCUCAGCGAGAAGUCCAGCGAUUCCGGGGUCAGCUCGUCGAGCAUCAGCUCGGCUCCGCCCCUCCGGGACAAAGUGCUAGCUAACGUCGCCACCGAUUCGCCCGCCAAAAGCUUCGGGAACUUCACCAAGGCGUCGCCGACAUCUCAGCCAGCCAAUAAGAGCCAGACCAGCGAUCCUAGUUACCAGUGAAAAAAACGGUACCGGUGAUGUGCUUAAAGAAAUGUGCGACCUUCACCUUCUUUCCCUUUGCGUUCUACUUCGUCGUAAGUAUCUUGCGUUUGGUUUUCAGUACGGGAUGUUAGGUUAGGUUCAGCUAGACGUUCGUACCAGGACAAUGAUCGAAAUCCUUUGCGGCAUUGGAGGAGGUUGAAAGCAAUAAAUACACGGCCGUGAGUGGUUGAAUUUGACGAUGAAGUAUAUUUAUAGAGGAACGAAUAUUUUGACUGAUGAGGGGACUGGGUGUUCGCCUAUUCUUUUGAGAUUUUGUGAGAUUAUGGAGAAAAGAAAUUGUUGCAGAGGUACCUUGAUGAAAUCCAUUGGUUGGGUCAUACCUUGAUAACAAAACUUGCAACAGGUUACUACAUGUUGUGUAAUAUACAAAGCAUACUUUACAACUUCGAAACUUUCAUAGAAAACUUUGGAAAGUUUUCUCAAAAUUUUGUCAAGAUAAAAAUUGGUUUCAAACUUUUAUUUUCAAGAUGCAAAGAUACAUUUCAUAUCAUAACAUGGCUGACAACACUUACUCUUAAAUCGAAUAUGUUAAAAGAUGAUCGAAGAUGAAUGAUAUACAGAGUGUCUCACAAUUAGUGGUCCCUGAAAUGGGGGGUAGCUGAUGUGAUUCUGAAUAAAAUUUCC